Molecule: messenger RNA, 1319 nt
Organism: Schistosoma guineensis
Lineage: Eukaryota; Metazoa; Platyhelminthes; Trematoda; Strigeidida; Schistosomatidae
Source: the annotation of a GenBank genome assembly
AAAGUACUAAAUUCAGUAUAGGCGUAACUUUUGAGUACACUAUGGUUCCCCCUUCGUUCUCGGAUCUUGGUAAAGAUGCACGGGACUUACUCUUUAAAAAGUUUUAUUUUGGACUGUAUAAUAUUCACUGCACGACAAAGAAAAAUGACAUUGAAUUUAAAGCCAAUAUUAGUGAUGGACCUAAACCAAAUAAGAUGCAUUUCAACCUGCAAGAAAAGUUCUCCUUUCCAAAAUAUGGUCUAACUAUGACGAAAAACUGGUCUUCCAACAAUCUAGUUGACGGAGAAAUAGUAUUUGAAGACAAAUUAGUUGACGGGUUGAAACAAACUUUUCACAUUUCUCGCGAUCCUUUUCAAAAUUGUUUUCAUGCCAAUUUAGUCAAUUCUUUUCGAAACAAGCAUGUGAAUUCUAACGUCGAAAUGUUCUUCAAGUCUGCUAUCCCUGAUUUGUCCCCAUCUUUUGUUUUUAAUUACCAAGGCUAUUUGGUUGGUGCAGAUGUUAAAUUGGAUUGUACAAAUCAAAUUUUACAAAAAGCUAAUUUUUCUGUCGGUUACACAGUACAAGAUUUUACUUUUCAUGGUUUAAUUACAAAUUGGGGUAAACAAUUUUCAGCCAGCAUCUUUCAACGUAUAACUGAUCGACUGCAUAUAGCAGGUUCAAUUACAUGGAAACGUGUUCCAGAUGAAACUGUUUGGGCUGUUGGAUCACAAUAUAUAUUAGAUAAUGAGAAAAAGCAUUCUGUGAAAUUGAGACUAGAUCAUUUAAAUCAGAUCAGUUUGGCUUUUACAACAUAUUUAUCAAAAAGUCUUCAAUUGACAUUGAGUGGAGUUUUCAAUGGUUCAGAUUUGACAAAAAUGGGUAUUGGUUUAGAAUUGAAUGCUUAAAACAUUUAUGAAUAUACUAAUUUUUCUAUGAAUUAAAAUAAAACAAUAUGACUAUGUAUCAAUUAUAGAUGUAAAACAAUUAUGAAUGAAUUAGUUCACUUUCUCUUUGCCCCGGUUUCAUCGUUACAAUCAUUCUUUCAUCAAAUACAAAAGUAUUAGUUAUUUAGAUUGUUCAUGUUGAAAAUUUAUUCUGUCAUUUCAUUCAUGGUUAUGUUGCUUCUUUAUUGUUCAACUGUUUUCUUUCCACCACUACCACUUCCAAACUAUUUAGUCUAUAUACUGCCAUUACAUUAUCCAAGUGUAUAUGACCUUUUGUAGGUGUGUUUUGCCUCUGCUUUUUUUUUCUAAAGAUUUUUAUUUAUUGAUGAGAUUACAUAUUAAGUUGAAUAUCUUGAAAGAAUCUGUAUUUCAUCAUAAAUAUAGAUAGUUACAUGU